AUGACGGAACUUUCGUUUACGAGGAGCUUCCUGCAAGCGGUGGACUCGAAGCCUCUGAAGAUACCAUACGAUUAUGUCGCCGAUCCCGAGACGAUGCGGCUACCAGUGCCAUAUACACUCCCCCGCCUGCAAGCGCCGCAUCCACCAAUGGCAAAGAAGAUCAAAACCACGGUAGCCCCCGGCUCUGCGAAAUCCGUAAAAGUUCAACUAAAGUCGGCGCGAAACCCCGUUCUCGACUUAUCACUGGACAAUGUCCCACUUACAACCACAACCAUCCAUGACUUGCGCGAAGCCGUGCGCCAGCGAGUCGUUGCAGGCGACGGGAAGGAGCCGCCAGCCGCCGACAAAAUCAAGAUCCUGUAUAAAAAGAAACCAGUUGGUGGAAGCACGGAAAGAACGAUGGCAGAGAUUCUAUCUGAUUCAGAGCCCGAAGUCCUCGGCGGGGGGAAAACGGUCGAAUUUGGAAUUAUGAUUCUGGGAGGCGCAACAAUCAAGCCGGAAGUUACAGAAUCCCCCGUCGGUGCAGGCGCUGCGGUAACUGAGACUCAGCCGUUCCAUUCCAAGCCAGCACAGGGUCCAAGCGGAUCCGAAGUUUUGCAAACAGAGGGCUUCUGGAAGGAUUUAGAAGGGUUUUUGGAGUUAAGGACAAAGGACACUGUGGAGGCCUUGAGAUUAACGGGGGUUUUCAAGAGGGCAUGGGAGGCUGACGCUGCGCAGUCUAGCUGA
Molecule: messenger RNA, 726 nt
Organism: Talaromyces atroroseus
Lineage: Eukaryota; Fungi; Ascomycota; Eurotiomycetes; Eurotiales; Trichocomaceae
Exons: 2
Coding region: 1-726 (241 amino acids)
Source: RefSeq, a predicted model, not a curated record